This is a messenger RNA of Macroventuria anomochaeta, 345 nucleotides long. RefSeq lists its product as uncharacterized. The transcript has a single exon. The record is from RefSeq and is a predicted model, not a curated record. The annotation marks the transcript as partial. Lineage: Eukaryota; Fungi; Ascomycota; Dothideomycetes; Pleosporales; Didymellaceae.
AUGGGUAAUGAGACAAGAUAUCACAAUGUUCUCUUUGUCGAAACGCAAGCAGACGGUGGAGGGCAAAUCUUUCACGUUACUGGCGAUUUGGUCUCGGGCAUGAGAUAUGAAAACAAAUCAGGGCGAAACCCAGAACUAUCCCAGACCUACUAUGCAAAGACCCACCUCGGACGUAUCCGCCUCGAAGACUACCCAGAGCGUUUGGACCAAGUGCUGCAGACAGUGCCGCCACCUCCUCGUCAGAGGGCAUUCAACCCUAAGACCAUGGCCACUGAGCAAAUCAAACCGAAUGGGUCAUUCUACGAAGCAAAUGAGCAGAAACCACCGUACAUCAAGUGUACUGAA